ACCUCCUCACCAGCACAAAGCAACCACGAUCCCCCAUUCCGCGAUGUUCCGUCCGUGUGUCUUCCUCUUAGCGUGUUCGCUGACCCUCGCCCUGGUGGCCGGGCAGUACUUCGGCGACGACGGUGGCGACGGGGGCCACCACGAGGACCACCACUACCACCACGAGCCGGCCCACUACGAGUUCCACUACGCCGUCCACGACAAGCACACCGGCGACAUCAAGCACCAGCACGAGUCCCGGCACGGCGACACCGUCCACGGCGAGUACUCCCUCGUCGAGCCAGACGGACACAUCAGGACCGUCAAGUACAACGCGGACCACAAGACCGGCUUCCACGCCCAUGUUUCCCGCAAGGAAUACCACUGAUAGGGCGCCGGUGC
This is a messenger RNA of Bemisia tabaci, 381 nucleotides long. NCBI's taxonomy places the organism in Eukaryota, Metazoa, Arthropoda, Insecta, Hemiptera, Aleyrodidae. The record is from RefSeq and is a predicted model, not a curated record.